AUGCCUGUGUCAUUCUCGUCCAACGAGGACGCGCCCACGCACAAUAACAACAACGAUCAAGUCCGUCCGACUGGCAGCGCUGGUACUGCCUCCCUCGAAGCUCUAUCUACUAUCCAGCAAACCGGACGCACAGCAGGAUUUGGUGCGGUUGUCGAUGCCCCCGGCUCGCAGCGCGCGAAUGCCGUUGAUAUAGACAACGCGCCUAGUGCGCGCCAGUUGACCAAGGCCGAGGCGGAUCGAUUGUAUGAAGAGAAUAUCGAGGAGGAAUAUGCGAAGAGGGAGGGGGGUGCUUAG
This is a messenger RNA of Talaromyces proteolyticus, 294 nucleotides long. RefSeq lists its product as uncharacterized. The transcript has a single exon. NCBI's taxonomy places the organism in Eukaryota, Fungi, Ascomycota, Eurotiomycetes, Eurotiales, Trichocomaceae. Bases 1 to 294 code for a protein of 97 amino acids. The record is from RefSeq and is a predicted model, not a curated record.